AUCCGCUGUCAUGUGAGGUUCCAAAUCGGCAAGAAACAACUCACGAGAAGAUCUUUCCCCCUUUUGGUGAUUCUAAUUCUAGCAGACCUCAAUGAAAUAGUUCAAUUUUAGCAGUACUCCUUCUUUUGCAGGCGAUGGCACCUUCCGCCGCUAGCGUCCGCCCCGUUGAAGUGUCGGGGCCACCACCACCGACACCAGCAACGGAACCACCUGCCUCGACCUGGGUCCGGGAGAGCAACCUGCACUGGUACCAUCGAUGGGUGAUCCGGGUGCUGCAGGCCGGCCCGAUACCGCGGCACGUCGCGUUCAUCAUGGACGGUAACCGGCGGUACGCCCGGAAAGCGAACAUUGCCAAAGCGGAAGGCCACUCGGCCGGGUUCGAGAAGCUGUCGGAGACGCUCCAGUGGUGCCUGGAGGUGGGCAUCACCGAGGUGACGGUGUACGCGUUCAGCAUCGAAAACUUCAAGCGCACGCAGGAGGAGGUGGACACACUGAUGAAUCUGGCCAGGGACAAAUUCCAGCGCCUGCUGGCCGAGCGGGACAAGCUGCAUGAGCGCGGCAUCUGCAUCCGCAUCAUCGGCAACUGGGAUCUGCUCGAGCCGGACAUACGGCGCAGCAUCGCGGAAGCGGUCCUGCUGACGCGCCACAACCGCAAGGCGAUCCUGAACGUGGCGUUCGCGUACACGUCCCGGGACGAGAUCACACAUUCCAUCCGCACCGUCGCGCAGGCGGUCGGCGAUGGGCAGCUCGAGCCGGACGACGUCAGCGAGGAGCUGCUGACCCGCUGCCUCUACACCAAGUAUUCUGCCGAGCCGGAUCUGCUGGUGCGCACGUCCGGCGAGGUGCGGUUAAGCGACUUUCUGCUCUGGCAGUCGGCCACCACCGUGAUGUACUUUACCGAGACGCUGUGGCCCGAGUUCACCAUCUGGCAUCUGCUCGGCGCCGUCUUCUCCUAUCAGCGGGUGCGCUGGCGCAUGGUGGACGUGCGGAAGGCGCUAGACCACUACACCGACGAGGGUGUAGCAUCGGCGUGCGGCAAGCGUAACGAACGCGUCGGCCGCUUUCUCGAGUACGUGGAGCGGGAGGAGGAACAUCACCUGGUGCGGCUGGUGCGGGGGAUGGGUAUAAAGUAGAGCCGCCGCGCACAGCACGCCGUUCUCUCCGCGGGGGUGGCCCGUGAGCGUGUGCGGGGAAUUGUGUAAAAUUUUGUUUUUUCUUUUCACUAGGUGUUACGUUUACAUAAAACAAUGCUAGAACUAUGAAAAUCGCAUAAAAACACACACACUUACCGUUU
Messenger RNA from Anopheles merus, 1294 nucleotides. RefSeq names its product dehydrodolichyl diphosphate synthase complex subunit DHDDS (gene Dhdds). The coding region runs from base 135 to 1133 and encodes 332 amino acids. Gene Ontology annotation, biological process: polyprenol biosynthetic process. Gene Ontology annotation, molecular function: ditrans,polycis-polyprenyl diphosphate synthase [(2E,6E)-farnesyl diphosphate specific] activity. The record is from RefSeq and is a predicted model, not a curated record. Lineage: Eukaryota; Metazoa; Arthropoda; Insecta; Diptera; Culicidae. The transcript is spliced from 2 exons. Gene Ontology annotation, cellular component: dehydrodolichyl diphosphate synthase complex; endoplasmic reticulum.